AUGGAGCCUUACUUUCCCCUCCUGUUUUAUUGGUUUUGCAGUGCUUACACCACAUCAGUGAUUCCAGUCAAGAAGGUUGGUUCCAGCUGCUUGUUGCAACUGUUGUAUCAAGGGACCAAGUUCAUGGCUAGCUGCCUACUUGUGGUCACCACAAUGUUUCAUUUGGACCGUCCAAUGUACCUACUGGGGUAUCUGGCAAAUCAAAGUAGGGUUUAUCUCAUUGACAAAGAGUUCAAUGUUAUAGGAUACACAUUACUCCUCAGCUUGAUCGAGUACAAGACACUUGUGAUGCGUGGUGAUCUGGAGCGAGCAAAUGAGGUCUUAUCAUCAAUUCCUAAGGAGCACCACAAUAGUGUGGCCCGUUUCCUGGAAUCUCGAGGAAUGGUAGAGGAAGCAUUAGAAGUUGCUACUGACCCUGAUUACAGAUUUGAACUAGCAAUACAACUAGGGAAGUUAGACAUUGCUAAGGAAAUUGCUUUAGUAGCUCAUAGUGAAUCCAAGUGGAAGCAGUUGGGCGAACUUGCUAUGUCUUCUGGAAUGUUAGAGUUGGCAGAGCAAUGCUUGAAGCAAGCAAAUGACUUGAGUGGUUUGUUAUUACUCUACUCUUCUCUAGGAGAUGCCGAGGGAAUAACUGAACUUGUAUCUCUUUCCAAAGAGCAUGGGAAAAAUAAUGUUUCAUUCCUUUGUCUUUUCCUGUUGGGUAAAGUGGAAGAGUGCAUUCAGCUAUUGAUUGACAGCAAUCGGCUACCUGAGGCUGCAUUUAUGGCGCGAUCUUAUUUACCUAGUAAAGUAUCUGAAAUAGUUGAAAUUUGGAGAAAAGACCUUAACAAGAUUAACCAAAAAGCUGCUGAGGCUUUAGCUGAUCCCAAAGAUUACCCUAACCUGUUUGAAGACUGGCAAGUUGCACUUGCAGUUGAAUCUACUGUUGCUGAGACGAGAGGAAACCUUCCACCUGCAUCUGAAUAUUUUAAUCAAGCUGAUAGAUCAACAACCAACCUCGUGGAGGCUUUCAGGAACAUGAGGAUGGAUGAAGAGGAACCCCUUCAGAAUGGAGACUUGGAUCAUGAGGUUGCAGACCAGAAUGGGGAUGAGGUGCAAGAUGAUGCUCAAGAAGAGACUGUUCUGGUGGAUGCUGACUCCGUGGAUGGUGCAGUACUUAUUAAUGCAAAUGGGACUGAAGAACAGUGGGGUACGAAAAAUGAAGGAAAAGAGUCGGCCUAA
Messenger RNA from Ipomoea triloba (trilobed morning glory), 1221 nucleotides. RefSeq names its product coatomer subunit beta'-2-like. Gene Ontology annotation, cellular component: membrane coat. The transcript has 11 exons. Lineage: Eukaryota; Viridiplantae; Streptophyta; Magnoliopsida; Solanales; Convolvulaceae. Gene Ontology annotation, biological process: vesicle-mediated transport; intracellular protein transport. The coding region runs from base 1 to 1221 and encodes 406 amino acids. The record is from RefSeq and is a predicted model, not a curated record. Gene Ontology annotation, molecular function: structural molecule activity.